CUGAGAUCACGAGCGCGGAAACGGUGUUUAUAUUUCAGUCUCUGCUUUCGGUCCUCUGUCAGGACAUUACUCUUACAGCUAUUUAAAGUCUAAUUGUAACGUCAGCGAUAACAAAGACACUAACUUUGGCCUGAAGGAUGGCUUGGGAGGCGAGACUGCUUUUCCUCCUUUCCCUCUUCAUGUUGCUCUCCAUGCUGUCAUCUAUGUGUGACUGUCACCCUCUCUCUGCUCAGCCCAUGAGUUUGAGGGCUGCAUCCAAUGAUACGGCAAGGAAAGCUUCAGAUAUAGCAGCAGAGGUAGCAGGCUACGCUGAUGUGGCAAAACGGAUCAUUGACCUGGCUGUGUUUGGUGCGGCCCAGAACCGCUCUUACAGACGGCUGGCUGACUUCACCGACACUAUAGGGAACCGUGUCAGUGGCUCACAGAGCCUGGACAUGGCUAUCAAAUACAUGUACAAAGCUAUGACACAGGAUGGGCUGGAUGUCCAUCUGGAGCCUGUCAAAAUUCCUCACUGGGUGAGAGGGAAGGAGAGUGCAGAAAUGAUUUUGCCCAGGGUUAAAAGCCUGGCUAUGCUGGGACUGGGUAGCAGUGUAGGAACACCACCUGAAGGUAUCAAGGCAGAAGUGUUAGUGGUUCAGUCUUUUGAGGAACUGAAGCAUAGAGCCAGUGAAGCCAUAGGCAAGAUUGUGGUUUUUAACCAGCCAUUUGUCAGCUACGGGGAGACAGUGGCUUACCGUGCUUAUGGCGCCUCUGAGGCUGCUAAAGUGGGAGCUGUGGCCACACUUAUUCGAUCUAUCACUCCAUUCUCUAUUAAUAGUCCCCACACAGGUUGGCAGGACUACCAGGAUGGAGUGAAGCCCAUCCCUACAGCCUGUAUCACUGUGGAGGACGCUGAGCUGAUGUGGCGUAUGGCGCAGAGGGGGCAAAAGAUUGUGGUCAGACUCACAAUGGGAGCUAAGACUCUGCCAGAUGCUGACUCUUUCAACACAGUGGCUGAAAUAACAGGCUGGCAGCACCCUGAGCAGGUCGUCUUACUGAGUGGUCAUUUGGACAGUUGGGACGUGGGCCAGGGCGCCAUGGAUGACGGAGGUGGAGCCAUGAUUUCCUGGGAGGCCCUGUCGCUCAUUAAGGACCUAGGUUUGCGUCCAAGGAGAACCCUGCGAACAGUGCUGUGGACAGCUGAGGAGCAAGGUGGAGUUGGAGCGCAGCAGUACUAUAAUCUACACAAGGUGAACCUGUCCAACUUUGACCUUGUCAUGGAGUCCGACUUGGGGACAUUCACCCCACACGGUCUUCAGUUUACUGGCAGUGACGCAGCACAAAAGGUGAUGGAAGAAGUGGUCAAACUGCUGGCACCCAUUAAUACGACCAAACUGGAGGCACACGGAGAAGGGACAGACAUAUCACCGUGGAUGCAGGCAGGAGUACCAGGUGCCAGCCUCCAUGUGGCAGACAGUCGUUACUUUUGGUUCCACCACAGUGAGGGUGAUAGCAUGACCGUUCAGGACCCUCAGGACAUGAACCUCUGCUCGGCACUGUGGGCCGUUGUUGCCUAUGUGGUGGCAGAUCUGCAGGAUAUGCUGCAUAGAUAGCCAGUUAGCACACAGGAAUAUUAAACUGGUGUGGAUGGGAAGACAGAACGAUCACUCUGAACCACUGGUUGAUUCAAAAGCACAGGGAAACAUUAAAAACCAUUAAGAAAAAUAGUUACAUUUUUAAUGUCAGAUUACAAAUUGAAUGUGAACUGAUUUUGGAUCAUGAAAGAGGAUAAAUAAUGUGUUGUUUUGUAUUAACUACUCACAUGGUAUCAUGUUGUUAAUCAUUUAGAGUAAGUCCAGCUUGAGGUUCAGCAACAUAGAUUUAUGCACAAGUAAUGACUUAAACACAUUGUUUUAUUACAGGAUCAAAGAGAGGGAGUGUAAUAUAUUGGAAACCAUUCAAAAUAAUCAUAAUCAUUGAUUGAUGUGAUUAUGCUGUUCAGUCAUUUUAGUACUUUGCAGUAACCCAUGUUAUGUUUACAGUAAGGGGAAAAUUGUUGUCUGUUGUUCUUUUUUUUUUUUUUCAAGUGAGCUGAUGAUUCUAUAGUGCUGGUUUACCAUCUAAGAGAAGACCAAGACAACGAAUUCUGUAUUUAAGAUAGAGACAUUCUCAGGUAAUGUAUUUUACUUGAUGCCUUAAUGUGACAUGCUGCAAAAAGGAUGAAAGCAAGAAAAGAAUUCUAGGUCUGUGAAAGUAUAGAAAUUACCAGAAGUGUGAGAAAGUCAGAAAAAUCCCCCAUCAUGCUGUGAAUUGCUCACCCAUGAGAGAGAGAGAGAGAGCGCUAUCAGUAAAGUCGGGCUACAGUCAGACACAGCAAACAACAAUAACAAGGUGUUCGUGGACGAGAAAGUGUUAAGAAAUUGUGGAGCUCUCUAAAUUUCUCAUGCUUCUGUUACUUUCCAGUGUUAUCUAAAAGAAAUUGUGACUUGUCAUGAAAACUUGUUUAACUGUGUGUUAAAUGAUUGUGGUAAAUCCUGCCUACAUUAUGCUUAACUGAGUUUCAGCACUUUUUCUUAAUUUCACUGUCAUGUAAUAUUCUGCACAAUUUUACACCAAGAACUCUUGCGGUGUUGUGAUAUCAUCAAUACAAGUAUGAAUCAUU
This is a messenger RNA of Toxotes jaculatrix (banded archerfish), 2641 nucleotides long. Its product is annotated as carboxypeptidase Q-like. Gene Ontology annotation, biological process: proteolysis; peptide catabolic process. Lineage: Eukaryota; Metazoa; Chordata; Actinopteri; Toxotidae. Gene Ontology annotation, molecular function: metallodipeptidase activity. The transcript has 11 exons. Bases 138 to 1592 code for a protein of 484 amino acids. The record is from RefSeq and is a predicted model, not a curated record.